CCAUUGUUUAGUGAUUUUUAUUGCGUCACGCAACACCGCGAAAAAAACGAUAUUGGAGAACAAAAGGUUCUGAAAAUAAUGUGGAUAUCGGAGUGAUUUCAAAAAAUUUGUGUUGUUUAAAACUCUAACAGUACUUAAAGAUGUCAGCCACGUUUGCUCAAAGAGGAAGCAACCGUCAACCGCCGAAUCCACAACAAAUACAAAAACUAUUGGAUGAAAAUGGACAUUUGAUUCAAACUAUACAAGAUUAUCAAUCUAAGGGAAAAGCUCAAGAAGUAAUGCAAUAUCAGACUCAGCUACAUAGGAAUUUAGUAUAUUUAGCCACUAUAGCUGAUUCAGCACAAAAUGUUCAGGCUUUAUUGCCAAUGAUUCAGCCACCUCAAGUAGGACCACCAGGUCCAAAUGCCGGUCCUCCACCUCCUCACAACCAACCCCCCACAUCUGAUCAACCACCCCACAUGAACAACUUUAACCAUCAGCAGCAACCUCCAGGUCCCUAUAGACAGGGUCCUCAGGGUCCGCAACGGCCUGCAGGGCCAGGUCCUCAUCCUUACCCUCAAAGGGGAUACCCGCAGGGACAAUACCCCAAUCAAUACCCUCCUCAACAGGGCCAAUAUCCGCCCAACCAGCAGUAUCCGCCGCCGAACCAACCUCCAGGCUAUCCUGCUAACACGCAGGCGAACUACGGGCAACCGCCUGCGACGACCGCUCAUAAUAAUUAUCAAAAUGCAGGCGGUUACGGCACGCCGCCGGCCAGCGGGGCCGCGCCGCCACCGAACCAACCUUAUCCGCCGCCGGCAGCACCGCCGCAAGGACAACCUGGCUCUUACGGGCCGCCGCCCAAUGGCGCACCGUACCCUCCGAGCAAUCAACCGCCACAAAAUUAUCCGCCCCAGCAAGGAUAUCCUCCUCAACAAGGUUAUCCGCCUCCGCCGGCAAGUCAGCCCCAAACAACUCCAGCAUACUCAAACCCGCCGGCAUCGGCCCCCCAAAACUACGGCACUAACAACGCUCAAUCCCCUCCGUUCUCUGCACCUCCCAGCAACAGCCCCAGUCCGACUGUGACAUCAGCUCCUCCCACCUCCCAACCCUAUCAAUCUCCCUAUACCCCCAACACACAGCCGUCUAAUCCAGGCUAUACUUCACCACCCAAUCAAGGAUAUCCUCCAAACGGACCUCCGAACAACUACGGCUACCCCCCGCAAGGAGGUUAUCCUCCACAACAGUAUGCGCAGCAGCCCCAGGGCUAUCCAGGCCAGUAUCCUAGGCCCCCGCCGGCCGGCCAAGGUCCGCCACCUCCACAAGGUCAAUAUGGAUAUGGAAACUAUCCACCACAACCCAACCCUCAGUAGAUCAUGUGCGUUUAAAUUCAUUUAGGUUUGUUUGAUGAUUUUGUGUAAAUAAAGUGUCAUUUUUCAAGUCUUUACAGUACAUUUGACAAUUUUAAUGCUAUUUUAAUUUUGGACUUUACACAUGGAAAAUUGAAAUUUGUCAAAACUACUAUCAAGGCUUUUUAGUUUUAUACCUAUAGUACAACGAAAAACUUGAUAAAGCUACUUUUAAAAACCAGUAUUAAAACCGGUAUAUUUUCCUUAAGACGUUAAAGCCCUACGUGUUUUUAAAUGCUUCAUUAAACUGUUAGAUUUACUUUAAGUUAAAUAAAUUAAAUGGAAGUGUUAGAUAUAUUUAAUAUAUUCAUCACAAUACCUAUUUUUGACUGAUGAUGUGCUAAAUGUAUAUUAAAACUUAUUUUGUUCAUUAAUUUGUGGUGUAUAUGUUUUUUAUUUUUAUAUUAUAAUAAUAUUAUGUUAAUAAAUUGGUGGACAUACAAA
This is a messenger RNA of Brassicogethes aeneus, 1832 nucleotides long. The record is from the annotation of a GenBank genome assembly. Lineage: Eukaryota; Metazoa; Arthropoda; Insecta; Coleoptera; Nitidulidae.